This is a messenger RNA of Aspergillus ibericus CBS 121593, 2209 nucleotides long. RefSeq names its product putative choline transport protein. Lineage: Eukaryota; Fungi; Ascomycota; Eurotiomycetes; Eurotiales; Aspergillaceae. Gene Ontology annotation, biological process: transmembrane transport; amino acid transport. Gene Ontology annotation, molecular function: transmembrane transporter activity. Gene Ontology annotation, cellular component: membrane. Bases 425 to 1984 code for a protein of 519 amino acids. The transcript has 5 exons. The record is from RefSeq and is a predicted model, not a curated record.
ACUGCCCCACUGGUUGGAGGGCCACCGGACACACUGGUAGGUCUCAUACUCCCAACUGUAGCAGUAUACCUGCCUGUGUCCCCCGAGUCUAUAAACUCCUGGGAUCUCCCAGCACUGCUCACUCUCCCGGUCCUUGUACCUUCUUCGUCGACUCAAGGUUGUGGUGGAAGCCAUGUCGAUUCUUUCUUCCUAGGUUCUCAUCUGGUUACCAUCCUGAGCGAAUCUUCAGUCAUUCCUUCUUUGACCUUACUCCUUGCUUCUGUCACCAGCGCCUUGAGGAGACUGAAAGAACGACCUUCCAUCAUUUCGAUCACUACUACUACCUCUUAUCUGCACGACUCGAGCUAUACCUGCAUCUUGCCAACCUGUCUUUACGUCUCGAAUUCCAGCUCCGAUCUUGUGCUUAUUCACCCCGAUAUUCAAAAUGGCCGCCGAGAAGAAGAUAGAGAAGUUGGGAGCAGUCGAAGCUGCGGAUGAUCAGUCUUCGAUUGAAGUCGUCAAUGCAUCGGGUCACCGUCAGGAAGUCGAACGGAAUUUCAGCUUGUUGAGCAUUUGUGCCGUCGCCGUUACGACAGGAAAUACAUGGAUUGCCCAGGGUGGCAGUGUGACAACUGCGUUGAGCAAUGGAGGGCCAUCAGGUGUGAUCUACGAAUUCAUUGCGGUUUCUAUUUGCUAUUGGCUGGUUGCAGCAUCGAUUGCUGAAUUGGCAUCUGGAAUGCCAUCUUCCAGUGGAGUCUAUCACUGGGCUUCGAUCACUGCGGGAAAAUACGGUCGUGUUUGCGGUUUCUUUGCCGGUUUUUGGAACAGCCUUGCUUGGAUUCUGGGUGCUGCUUCUAUGUCUGCUAUCCUAGGACAGCAGACCGUCUCCAUGUAUGCUCUCAUGCAUCCUGGGUUCGUUCCUCAAGCAUGGCACGUCUUCGUGAGCUUUAUCAUCUGCACCUGGCUUUGCUGCUGCAUCGUCCUAUUCAUGAACCGGUUCCUCCCACACAUCGGUAACCUCGGACUGUUCUUUAUCCUCGCGGGUGUGUUUAUCACCAUCGUUAUAUGUGCGGUCAUGCCCCAUGUCAAUGGUGCGACCUACGCCACAGACAAGUCUGUAUGGAGCACUUGGGAAAAUGACACCGGAUACUCCAGCCAGGGGUUUGUCUUCGUUGCAGGCAUGCUCAAUGGAGCUUAUAGCGUUGGCACACCCGAUUGCUCAUCACACCUUGCGGAGGAGAUCCCUAGCCCGAGUCGAAACAUUCCCAAAGCCGUCCUGGCUCAAAUGGCCGUCGGCUUCAUUACAGGUAUUCUCUACAUGAUUGCUUUGUUCUAUUCUAUCUCCGAUCUCGACGCAGUCAUCAACAGCGUUUACGGAUUCCCUCUCGCCGAGAUUUACCGCCAAGCGACCGGAUCGAAGGGUGGAGCCCUCGGAUUGCUCAUUGUCGCCUUUAUACCUACAGUCAUCACUUGUGCCGGUUGUUAUAUCACUGCCGGUCGGACCUUGUGGACCAUUUCCCGUGAUGGAGCGACUCCCUUCUCUCGUUGGCUCGGACACAUGAACACGCGGAUGCAGAACCCUUUCAAUGCGACACUGGUAUGCGGCGUGUUUGUCACCAUCCUUGCUUGCAUCUAUGUUGGAUCCACCACUGCCUUCAACGCUUUCGUGGGUUGCUUCGUGCAGCUCUCCAGCCUUUCUUACUUCGCCGCCAUCUUUCCCCAUAUGCUCACUCGCCGGUCCUCGUUUGCACCGGGCCACUUCUGGCUGGGACGUGCCGGCUAUGUCAUCAACUGCCUUAGCUGUAUCUACAUCCUCGCUUUCGUUGUGAUCUUCUGCUUUCCUUAUGCUCUGCCCACCGAUGCUGCUUCGAUGAACUACGCCAGUCUGCUGACGGGAGGGUUGACCCUCUUCGUGGCCGCCUGGUGGCUCUUCCGGAUGAGAACCUAUGAGGGACCCAAGUCCAUCCCUCUGACCGACAAGGUAAUUGUGGCUGAUGCCAACUGAGUGUUCAUGGUAUGGAAAAUGAGCGCUCGGAGAAAGGCUUUGGUAUAUGAAACAAGGAAUACCACGCCGAAGGCGAUAAUAUCUUAUUCUCUGGUGCCUUGCAGCAUCUGAUGAAAAUACUUAUUGAUGUAAUCUUAUGAUCUGUAUAUAACUCUGAUACUGUAUCGAAAAUUUUGAGUAACUUUUGAACAUAAAAUGCAUAUAAUGUCAUCUGUCAAUGGUUUG